AUGGACCCGCAGCCACAUGCACAGCUCAGGGAUGUUCUGCCAUCCUCUGUUAUCACUGACAAGAAAACCAAUGUGCAUCUGCCUCUGGAAAGGGGCCAAGGCUAUGCUGAUGGAACUCUUCCUGCCCAGCGCUUCAACAACGGGAGGCUCUUUCUUUCCUCCUGGGCCUGGCGUCUCGGUGCAGGACUCACUACAUUGGUAGCAGUGUACUUCCUGCUGCGUUGUUCUCGUUUGAUAGGCGUUGAAAGAAAGUCGUUCCAUCUGACCCGAUCCCUUGCAGCAGCUGCUGGUGGAUUAUGCCACUCAAAGAAUGCACCAGACGACGAUAAUGGAGGCUACAACGGGAGAUUGCGAAAGUUCGCCGGAUUUUCGGGACAGCAGGUGCUACGAGAUGGCUCUAUUUCACGUCAGGACACGUCACACGGACCCCCCAGGAUAGCGCAGGAAGAAGAACCGGAUGAAUUUCUAGACGACAUGCUUGAUGAGGCUGGCUUGGAUGAGUCUGGCUUGGAUGAGGCUGGCUUGGGAUCGCUACCGGAGGAGUGUGAUGGCAGUGAAUUGCACUUGUGGGAGGAGCGGAAACUACCGCCAAGCUUUAAAAGAAGGGUGCUUAAUGUUCUGCGAAAAAUGGCAGUGGUCCCAAAGGUGUGCAGUUCACUGUUGCCAGCGUUAACGUGUGCCCAACGCGUGCGCGUGACAUAUCAUGUAAUGCGACUGAUAGCACUCGAUUUGGGUGCCCUGUCGCUUGUAAGGGAGGACCUUGAGCCAAAAAGGGAAAACGUGGGCGACUCUCUUAUCAGCUUAGCUUCUGAGUGCCUUCAACAGAGCGGCGAGGGGGUGCAUCUUGAGGGUCGACGCAUUGCUAUCCGCGAGCUAAUGAGUCUAUGUAAGGAGAUCAAGCAGCCGCGCCGCCAUCUAGUGGAAAAAUCCCCCUUAAAGUACAAAAAGAAGAUGAUAAGCUUACUGGGAACUGCCGGCCUGGCAGUUAAGAUUUGCUUAGGCGCUUUGGAAGGGCUGUCAGAGUUGAUGCGGAAUAAUUCCACAAAGCUGGUCGAAAGUAUAGUAGGUCAGCAGGCCGAUGUUAUCGAAGCAAUUUUCCGUAUUCACUCUGAUCACAUUGCCAGAGACGGUUCACUUCGCGCACACAUUAUAGGAUGUCAGAAACGCACAGGCGUGUUCGCGCUCCUUGGCCGCUAUCAUAUGCACGUGUCCAGAGGUAAUAUUCUCCCAGUAAAAGACCUGCGAGAACGUAUAAUCGACGCGGCAAGAAGUGCUGGGGGCCUUCUACCACCGCGGCGGCCAUGUAUUACAGACCGUCGUAGCAACAGUAGCGCGUUGGAGGGAGCGCCUCUACAGAUGAGCAGUCAGCCUAGGAAGCUGUAUGGGUGGUUUAAUCACGACACACUGCACAGACAGUUUGCUUCAGCAGUGCAAAUCUCCCUUCAACCCACAGAUUCCGCAGUGACCGGUGGUGCUCUUACCAGGCACUUACCAACUACAUAUCCACAAUGGCGAGCUGGCCAGACGUUUACGCGAGGCAUUGAGCCAGUUAUGCAUCGCGUACCGUAUUCAUUGGUGUAUCAUGAAGGUUACCAGGUGCAAUUAGCUCCGCCGCAGUUUUCUCAGCCACUGGUUGGAGUCCCAUUGGCAUGGAUACAGACUCCAAGACCGGCUGCUGCCGAGGCGGUUUUACCGAAGUUGCCGGCAACUCUUCCCCCUGCAGGUCCCCAGAAUCUCGGAACUGCCGACUAUUCGCAGGGCUUUGAUCCUCCUGUUUCGUUACAGUGGGGCACAUUCCAUCCAGAUGGUUCUGGUACGCUUUUGCAGUCCGCUUCCCACGAAUCGGACGGUGCUUUAGAUGCGUCAUCUACCAGUCCGUCAUUACAGGCAGUUCCGAAAACGGGCGAGUACAGCCUUUUCGGAGAUGGGGGUGUACCCCCCUGGUCGCCAUUUACGGCGAAGUUGGCCACCCUUUGUGAUGGGCAAACAAGUGUAACCUGCGGUUGGACGCAAGGCCACAGCCACAGAAGUACUCUCCAUUCAGCGGAGGACAGCCAACACAAAGCAUGCGGGGAGCAGCUGGCUGAUGUUCCAGAACGAUAG
Messenger RNA from Eimeria tenella, 2103 nucleotides. RefSeq lists its product as uncharacterized. Lineage: Eukaryota; Apicomplexa; Conoidasida; Eucoccidiorida; Eimeriidae. The transcript has a single exon. The record is from RefSeq and is a predicted model, not a curated record. Bases 1 to 2103 code for a protein of 700 amino acids.